CUCUGCUUCCUAAGUUUUAUCGUGCAGCUGCAUUGCAAAGCAGGACCCGAGCUUCACGUGGAAGCAGCGGCGCCGUCUCGCUUCCUCGCACUCUGAUUGGACCUCGGCGUUAUCAAUCCGCGCGCCGCUCGCUCGCGAGCUCCGCAAACACCGCCUAGCUACGGAGAGAGAGAAAGAGAGAAAGAGAGAGAAAGAGAGAGAGAGGAAGGGGCCGGACAGAAGUGAGAGACAGUUUAUAUGCCGAGCGGCUGUCAAGGUAAGGCUUGGGGACACAUUGUAUUACGUUUUUAUUUUUCUUUCAACACUAGCGAACACGGAAGACGGAUUUAGGUGUAAGUAAGCAGCCCCCUUUCUCCCCUCACGCAAAGGGCGCCAUCACAGACUCCUAAACAUGCCUUUCCCCUUCGGAAAAUCACAGAAAAAUCCUGCUGAAAUCGUCAAGAGUUUAAAAGAGAACGUGGCUGUAUUGGAAAAACUCGAGCCAACGGAAACCAAGAAAUGUGAAAAGGUGACUGAAGAGAUGUCAAAGAGCCUGGCCUCCCUGAAGGAGGUCCUGUACGGCACCAGUGACAAGGAGCCGCAGACGGAGGCCGUGGCACAGCUGGCCCAGGAGCUGUACAACACCAACCUGCUGAUCGCACUGAUAGCUAACCUGCAGAGGAUAGACUUCGAGGGCAAGAAGGACGUGGUCCAGAUUUUCAGUAACAUCCUGCGCAGACAGAUUGGCACCCGGACCCCGACUGUGGAGUACAUCUCCUCUCACACACAGAUACUCUUCAUGCUGCUGAAGGGGUACGAGAGUCCGGAGGUGGCUCUGAACUGCGGGAUGAUGCUGCGGGAGUGUCUUCGUCACGAGCCGCUGGCCCGCACCAUCCUCUUCUCAGAGCAGCUGUACAACUUCUUCAGAUACGUGGAGCUGUCCACCUUCGACAUCGCCUCGGACGCCUUCGCCUCCUUCAAGGACCUGCUGACCAGGCACAAGAUCAUGUGUGCGGACUUCUUGGAGACAAAUUAUGAUCGAGUGUUUACAGAGUAUGAGAAGCUGCUGCAUUCAGAAAAUUACGUGACCAAACGACAGUCUUUGAAGUUGCUGGGAGAGCUGCUGCUGGACCGACACAACUUCACAGUCAUGACCAAGUACAUCAGCCGGCCCGAGAACCUCAAGCUGAUGAUGAACAUGCUGAGAGACAACAGCCGCAACAUCCAGUUCGAGGCUUUCCAUGUCUUCAAGGUGUUUGUUGCGAACCCCAACAAGACGCAGCCGGUGAUGGACAUCCUCCUGAAGAACCAGACCAAGCUGAUGGAGUUCCUCAGCAAGUUCCAGUCGGACCGUUCGGACGACGAGCAGUUCUGUGACGAGAAGAACUACCUGAUCAAACAGAUCCGGGACCUGAAGAGACCCCCCGCGCCACAGGAGGGCUAGCCCUGAUCAUCCCCGCCCCCUCCUCAACCUGCCCCUGCCCCCGAGGAAACAACCUGCUCAAGCACAUCCGGGCUCCGGAGAGAUCCCCAGCACUGCAGGGGACCUGGCUCUGCUCAACCUGCCCCUGCCCUCUUAGCUGCUGCAAAAAUCCAAGAACCCCUGGACCUGAGGAGACCACCAGGGCCACAGGAGGCCCCACUAACCCAGCCCCUGCACCCGCUGCCAAGAGAAAAUCCUUCAAUUCACCGUAACCAGGAGCAUAACCAAUAACUACAAAAUAUACCUCCUUCUUAGGGUGCCUGGGCUUUAAAAAAAAAAUAAUAAUAAUAAUAAUAAUGAAACACAGCAACAUGGGAGGUGUGUGCAUGCUUUAUGUGCAGCAGGUUAUUUGAAUUGUAGUAUUGUAUAUUUUUUUAGGAAGCUUAUCUCUAUCUGUCAAAUGCAGUGCUGUCUGCUGGGCUUUAGUCUCAAUAAGGGAUUGUAAUUUAUGUAACAGAGAUGGGCAACUGUGGUCCCCAAGGGUUAUUCCAGUCCAGGUUAUAGAGGUGUCAUUAUUUACUGAAAUUAGGCACUUGAUCCUGAUACACAUGUUGGUAUUUCUGUCCUUCGGUGCACACAAUUGAGUGAUUACCAAAGACUCUUGGAUACUGUUGAGGCUGUUUAAUGAUUUUGCAUGCACUAGAAAGCAGUGGACCUUGUUGGAACAGCAACCUGGACUGGAAUAGCCCCUCUUUGCCCACCCUGGGAGGAAGGGAGAUGGUCAGAGGGAGAGUAGGUGGGUUCCUGCUAAGAAGAAGUUAAUUUAAGUUCCUGUUUUAACAAGUUAUAAAUAUUAUUUACAUUGCUGGCCUGCACACUGUCUUGCACACUUUAGUAAUAUGCCUUAUAGCCUCCUAUCACAGUCCUGUGUGCGGCUGCAGUACCCCCCCCCCCCCCAUUCAAAACAAAGGGGUCCCAACACUGAAGAGUGUCCACGAGCUGAACUGUGAUUAGAUACUUCAUGAGCUGUGCUGGUACUGACAGGAAGAAGCACAGGUACUGGGAAGCUGUCAAUUGCUUCCCCCCUGCAGCACUAAACAGUGCCGCUUGGUUCCUGCUUGCAAGCAGGGAUUUGUAGAACUGUAGAAAAAGGGGCCGUGUAUGAAUGUCAAAUACAAUAACAACUUAACCUUACCAACCCUACAAAAACGAAUCCGGAACUAGAAUCCAUUAGUAGUGUAGGGCAUGAUGAUAAAUACAAAGAACUACUGUGUAGAAAAAGCAUUUUAAAGCAGCACACGAAAUGUAAGGAAUGUGCCCAAAAAAUGCACUUUGUCAGGAUGCUAUAAAAUAUAAAUGUGUGCAUGCUUAUAAAAAAAACAAGAAGGGUAAGAACCAACCCAAUUGACCGUGCUAGCAGACACACAAUGCAUUACUACUAGGCAGGGUGUGAUCUAGGCUGGGAUUCAGCAGCCCUGCGUUUGAAAAGGACUUUGUGUGGUGGGGUGACUGCGAUGUACGACACUUCCGCCUCGUUUAAGCUGCUCCCAGUGUGAUUUAAUGAAUUGAGCAUGAAUACACAUGGGGGCUAGGGGAGUGGAAUUAAACUCGAAAUGACCUGAACUGCUUCACUUAGCUGCUGCUGCUGCUGCAUGCUGCUGAACCAGGACAAAACUUUGCCAUGGUGUGGGAGAGGCUGCAAUUACAAACCUGCAGCAUGAUGUUGCUGCUCUUUGUUACGCCUGAGUGUAAAUCUGCGCUUUUCAUUUUGGGCAUUAGAAGACUGGCAAUGUAAUCACAGCAAGAGGAAUGCUGUCCACCAGUGAUUUGAAAUUGCUGUUAAUUAACCAUUCCUUUCAUGAUUGUUAAUAGAAAUCUAGUAUUGCAUGCACAAGUGUGCAAACCCAGAUUGUAUUUGUUUUUUGGGCAAGGUCUUUUCUAACAUUUCAAAAUGUUCCUGGUUUAAAAAAAAACAAAACAAAGUGGUUUGAAGUAAUGCUGCCUGGACAGAGUGAAGUGGAACAGUUGUGUGAGAGUGACCUGUGUGAUGGCUGUAACCACACUCACACUGAUGCACAAACACUUUCAAUAUUGAAUAUAGGAGCAUUUUAUGCACCAAAAAAAGCACCCCAAAUGAAACAAUGAUUUGUUAAUGUUUCCAGAUUUUAGAAACACCACCACCUCCAGCCCCUGGUGCCACAGCCUCCUGGUGAGCACUGCCCUUGGCCAGCCUGCAGUUCCUGUAGGAACACUCGAGAUAUUCAUUCAAAAGGCUGCUAACGGAAACAACGUGUGUUUCUUUUAAGUGCUGACAACUGAGCGCAAGCAAAACGACAAAACCCUCCAAAAUAAAGACAAACAUCUAAAUAUGCUCCGAUAUUAAAAUGUAACGUGGUCAGAUCUGGACAGUAGCUGUGUUACAUUGCAAUGGUGUUGCUGUCCAGGCAGCGUCUUGAGCAGUUAGCUAGUAGAGCAGAGCGUGGAGAAUGCGGGACUGAUCGGGACUGCAUUUCUGUUAUGGUUGGCACGUGAUGUUUGUGCUUUACAAAGGACACCUUGUUCCCUGGCAUAUCCAUGACCAUGCCCAGUACAGUGUAUGGUGUAUCUGUGGUUCACAACUGUAGAAGUCCAGCUUUUAAACCAGUCCCAUCAGAGCCAAAUGUAAACAGGCUGACAACUGAGCCGGUCCGUGUUUUACUGAGAGUUUACUUAGUAAUUUUUUUUUUUUUUUUAAAGAAUUAGAUUAUUAUUAUUAUUUAAACAAUUUGAUUAUUAAUAUUUAGAAAAAGUCAUGGGGCAUCUUAUGUCGACGAGAUGUAUAACUCAGUAGUAAAUGCUGCUGUAACACAGAUUUAUAUCAACCAAGAUGGACACACUGAUGUAUGUAUGUAUGUGUGGGUGGGUGGUUUAGUGUGGAAGUAAACCCAAUUCAAAUAUAUAGGGCUCGUUUCACAGACCCUGAUUGGCACUAAUCUCGGAUUACCUUGCCUAACAUUAGGAAGUUUAAGAUUGGUGUGAAACUAGCCAUGUAUGUAUAAAUGGGGGGGUGUUUGUAGUACUAAUUCUCUUGCUUUUUACCUUUUUAACAUAAUAAUAAUAAGCAACUACAGUUCUGCAAACUGCUACCUUUGUUUCUGCCAUUGUUGAUGGCUUUCCUGUCUCCAAACAUUGCCUGUUGGGGAGCUAAUGACUUGUACAUAAUGUUUAUUUUAUGUGGUGAUACGAUGGUGUUGGAAGUAUAUUUAAGAAAAUAAAAUUCCUUUCAUACCUGUU
Messenger RNA from Acipenser ruthenus (sterlet), 4675 nucleotides. RefSeq names its product calcium-binding protein 39-like. The coding region runs from base 392 to 1423 and encodes 343 amino acids. The record is from RefSeq and is a predicted model, not a curated record. NCBI's taxonomy places the organism in Eukaryota, Metazoa, Chordata, Actinopteri, Acipenseriformes, Acipenseridae. The transcript has 9 exons. Gene Ontology annotation, molecular function: protein serine/threonine kinase activator activity. Gene Ontology annotation, biological process: intracellular signal transduction.